AUGGCUACAGACAAGGGGCUCGAGGAUAUCGAGCAAUCCCAGAUCGAGUCUAACUAUGACGAGACUGUCGACUCUUUCGAUGACAUGAGCCUGCGCUCUGAGCUUCUUCGAGGCGUCUACGCUUACGGUUUCGAGCGCCCCUCUGCCAUUCAGCAACGUGCUAUCAUGCCGGUCAUUAAGGGUCACGAUGUUAUCGCGCAGGCACAGUCUGGUACUGGCAAGACCGCCACUUUCUCCAUCUCUGUUCUCCAGAAGAUCGACCCCAACGUCAAGCAGUGCCAGGCUCUGAUUCUCGCCCCCACCCGUGAGCUUGCCCAGCAGAUCCAGAAGGUUGUUGUCGCCAUCGGUGAUUUCAUGAACAUCGAGUGCCACGCCUGCAUUGGUGGUACCAGCGUCCGUGACGAUAUGAAGGCUCUACAAGAUGGCCCUCAGGUCGUCGUUGGCACUCCCGGCCGUGUUCACGAUAUGAUUCAGCGUCGCUUCCUCAAGACCGAUGGUAUGAAGAUGUUCGUCCUUGAUGAAGCUGAUGAAAUGCUCUCGCGUGGUUUCACCGAACAAAUCUAUGAUAUCUUCCAGCUCCUUCCCCAGUCCACCCAGGUCGUUCUUCUCUCUGCCACGAUGCCUCAGGAUGUGCUCGAGGUUACGACGAAGUUCAUGCGCGACCCCGUUCGUAUCCUCGUCAAGAAGGACGAGCUUACCCUAGAAGGUAUCAAGCAGUUCUACAUCGCUGUUGAGAAGGAAGAAUGGAAACUCGACACUCUAUCUGAUCUGUACGAGACUGUCACCAUCACCCAGGCCGUCAUUUUCUGCAACACCCGCAGAAAGGUUGACUGGCUCACUGACAAGCUCACCGCCCGUGACUUCACCGUCUCGGCCAUGCACGGUGACAUGGACCAGGCCCAGCGUGACCUUAUCAUGAAGGAGUUCCGUUCGGGAUCUUCUCGUGUCCUCAUUGCCACUGAUCUGCUUGCCCGUGGUAUCGACGUGCAGCAGGUGUCCCUUGUCAUCAACUAUGACUUGCCUGCUAACCGUGAAAACUACAUCCACCGCAUCGGUCGUGGUGGUCGUUUCGGCCGAAAGGGUGUUGCCAUUAACUUUGUCACGGCCGAGGAUGUUCGCAUGAUGAGGGAAAUUGAGCAAUUCUACAGCACCCAAAUUGAGGAGAUGCCGAUGAACGUUGCCGACCUCAUCUAAUUACUACACGAUUACACGACAACCCCAUUUCUCUCUGCAUACAUUACUAGUCUCUUGAUGUUGGGGGCCAAGGGUAUUCCAAGGUUUGAUAGACGCAGGGCUCGGGGCGGGGCUGGUUUCUGCUGAGGGGGAUGCUAUGGUUGCUGGUAUGGGCAAUCACGUUGCAUCUCUAGGACAGCGGUAGAAAAGUAAUUGAUGCAUCUGGGCAUUUGCGGCUGGGUAAUGGCACCUUAAUCAGGCGGUGCAUGUCGCCUGGCGGGAGGAGUCGUUGGUGUUUCUUCAUUUGCUCGUUUCGCGUACGUUUGUACCUAGGCCGUCAGAUGCUUUUUACUCAAUGAAAAUGCUGAACCAAUUUGAAUAACCGGACUCGUCUUUGCCACGCCUCAGCAUCUCCCCUUAGCCCUCUGUUUUACUAUCUUUGCAUCGCUAUUCACUGCAGCAACGUUCCCAUCGUUCUCAUUACAGCCACAGCUUAUUGUUUAACCACUGGUGUCAUCAUCA
This is a messenger RNA of Xylaria bambusicola, 1695 nucleotides long. RefSeq names its product ATP-dependent RNA helicase eIF4A. The transcript is spliced from 4 exons. NCBI's taxonomy places the organism in Eukaryota, Fungi, Ascomycota, Sordariomycetes, Xylariales, Xylariaceae. The coding region runs from base 1 to 1194 and encodes 397 amino acids. The record is from RefSeq and is a predicted model, not a curated record. Gene Ontology annotation, molecular function: RNA helicase activity; RNA binding; ATP binding.